Equus caballus (horse) is the source of this 2759-nucleotide messenger RNA. The record is from RefSeq and is a predicted model, not a curated record. NCBI's taxonomy places the organism in Eukaryota, Metazoa, Chordata, Mammalia, Perissodactyla, Equidae.
UCUGUCCCAGGUGGCCUGUGAGGAUUGGCCGCAUAUUUUGGUUGUCAGAACUGGGGCCAGGCUACUGGCAUUUAGUGGGUGGAGGUCAGGGAUGUUGCAGAACAUCCCAUAAUGCGUAGGACAGCCUCUCACAACAGAGAAUUAUCCAGCCCACGAUGUCCAUAGUGCCCAGGUUGGCAAGACCUGGGUUAUAGCCAGGGUGUGUGUGGGCUGGGGAGCUCACGGGUCAUUCUGAUGCCUUCACCUGCUGCAGGUCCACAGCACACUUGCUGUGUGGGUUCACUCUAACAGCUUCUGUCUGCACCUGACUCUUCUCAGUUGUCUCUUUAGAGUUAAAUUAACAACUCUUUCAAUUGACUUCAAAUUCAGUUGUUAUUAUACUAAAUGUUUUCACUUUUUAUUUCAAAUUUCUUAAACAUUUCGUUUUUCUCUGCACUCUCUCCCAACCUGACCAGCCUUGCCAUUUUCAUUUCAUACAAGUUCCUUCAUUGUACGUCCUCUCCGCCCCUUCUUAUUCUGUCACAGUUUAGGCUCUGGGCUAUAAGGUACACCGCCGUCAGCGGUGGAGAAACUUCAGAAGUGUAGGGUCGUCGUCUUUAUAUAUAGAAAUGGUUGGGGAUUUGGCUUUUCUGACUGGAGGAAGCUCUUCUAAGCUUGACUCCAACCCAGUGGUGCCUUUAGCCAGCAAAACUAACUUAGGCAAUUAUAGCAGUAUUACCUGAUAAAAAAGGGGGUAAACUUGCUCAUGAUAAACUGUCUUCUGUUUAGGAGCCUUCGAGGAUACUUCAUUUGCUUCUCUGACUAGUCUUGUCAAUGAGAACACUCUAAAGGCAAUAAAAGAAAUGGGCUGUACAAACAUGACCGAGAUUCAGCAUAAAAGCAUCAGACUGCUUCUGGAAGGCAGGGAUCUUCUAGCAGCUGCAAAAACAGGCAGUGGCAAAACCCUGGCAUUUCUCGUCCCUGCGGUUGAACUCAUUGUUAAGUUAAAGUUCAUGCCCAGAAAUGGAACAGGAGUCCUUAUUCUCUCACCUACGAGGGAGCUGGCCAUGCAGACUUUUGGUGUUUUUAAGGAGCUAAUGACACACCAUAUUCAUACGUAUGGGUUAACAAUGGGGGGCAGUAACAGAUCUGCUGAAGCGCAGAAACUAGCUAACGGGAUCAACAUUAUUGUGGCCACACCAGGCCGUCUCCUGGACCACGUGCAGGUAAGAGAACACUGUUGUGUAGUCCCUGUCUUACUGUCUUGUGUGAAACCUCAACCUGACAGUUAACAGUUUUUCUUUGUCUUGUUAGAAUACCCCAGGGUUUAUGUAUAAAAACCUGCAGUGUCUGGUUAUUGAUGAGGCUGACCGUAUCUUGGAUGUUGGGUUUGAAGAGGAAUUAAAGCAAAUUAUUGAACUUCUGCUGAGUAAGUAGGUGGCAUCUGCAUGUGGUUUGCAAAGUAGUUGGAAGUAGGUGAGGGUUGUUCCUAUAUGAAAUCUGUUAAUACCAGAAUUCUAACAUAGCCGAGUGAGCUUGUGCCAAUCAACCUUAGAGGUUGUCUGCAAUGCAGCAUCAAGCUUACUAGUAACUUGUUACAGUGGUUUUGCCGUUUUAGAGGUUAUAAUGCAAGUUACACAGUCCUUACAUGUCAUUCCCGUCCACAUCCGCAACCCCAUCUUCCUUUCCUUACCUCAUUCUAGCGUCUCCCAGGUGGCAGUAGACUUGUGGCCUUCUGUGUUGUAUUUGAGUUGUACAUAUCUUGGUUAUAGUACUUGCAACAUUGUAAGCUGCUCAUAUCUAUAAUAAGGCCAUAAUCUCCUUCAUUAGAGAGUUUGUUUUUUAAUGCUUUGUUGAGGUAUAAUUGACAUAAUCUGCACAUAUUUUAAAUAAACAAUUUAAGUUUUGCCACGUUUAUGCCUGUGAAGCCGUCACCACAAUCAAACAGUGAGCAUCUCCGUAACCCUCAAGCUUCUUUGUGCACAUUUGUGAUCCCUCCCUUUCACCUUCAGUAAGAACAGCCCUCACCUGCUUCCAACGACUGCUCACACACGUCUGCCUCCCAGGUGACGUUGAUCUGCCUUCUGUCACUGCAGAUCAGUGUGUGUUUUCUAGAGAUUUGUAUGCAUGGAAUCAUACAGUAUAAAUUUGUCUGCUCAGCAAAUUCUUUUGCAAGUCAUCCAUGCUGUUUAUAUGUAUCAGUAGUUCUUUAUUCCUCAGUUGCACUCCAUUGUAUAAAUGUACCGCAGCUUGUUUAUCCAUUCACCUGUUGAUGGAUGAUUGUGCUAUUUACGGGUUUUGGUUAUUACAAAUAAAGUUGCUGUGAACAUUUAUCUACAACUCUUAUUAUGGGCAUAUAUUUCCUUUUUUCUUGGGUAACUACCUAGGAGUGGAGUGUUUGGUGUAUGUUUAGCUUGUACCAUUUUGCUUUCUCAUUGGCAGUGUGUGAGAGUUCCAUUUCCUUCUAUUAAGUCUUGAAAUUGGGUGGUGUUAACCCCCACCUUUGUUCUUUUUCAGAUUGUUUUGGCUAUUCUUGUUCUUUGCAUUUCUGUAUCAAUUUUAGAGUCAGUUUGUCAAUUUCUACCCCCUAAAAAACUGGGAUCUUGGUUGGGAUUGUAUCGAAUAUAGAUCAUUGGUGGAAGGCAAUACUGAGUCAUUCAAACCCACGAAUAAGGUAUACCUCCAUUUAUUAGCUCCGUAAUUUCUCUCAGCAGUGUUUUAGAGUUUUCAGUGUACAAGUUUUUUCACAUCUUUUAUCAGAUUUAUCCCUAAGUAUUUCA